AUGCCCCGUUCAUUUUUGGUGAAGAAAAUCAAGCUUGAUGAUUUCUCUUCGUCCAAUUUUGCCAACUCCAACCAUCAUCACCACCACCUGGACGACUCCUUCACUUUUGCACGCUCCAUCACAGACUCGGUGACCAGCCUCGGUGUUCGCCUCAGCGAGAAUGGCUAUAUCCAGGAUUACAUCACGCCAUCUGUUUACCAGGGGGAGAAGAAGAUGGAGCACAAGUUGGCGUCGCCGGUGUCAGACCCCCUGUACACGCCGCCCAGCAGCGGAGGGGAGUACUGUGACCCCGACCUGAAGCAGCCCGACAGCCCCCAGUCUGGCAUGACCGCCAGCGGCUUCUACAGUGGUGAAUCGGAGGCCCUGGCCGAGGGUUACACCAUGGAUGCCUUUUUCAUCUCUGACGGGCGCUCGAGGCGAAAGGGUGACACCGAGAGUCGUGGAGGAGGCUCCAGAAGCAGCAGCGCCAACGCAGGGACUCCGGAGGGGGUACCCGGCACGGCUCGCCAUUCCUGCAACGAGUGCGGCAAGACGUACGCCACCUCCUCCAACCUCAGCAGACACAAGCAGACGCACCGCAGCCUGGAUAGCAAGAUGGCCCGCAAGUGUCCCUCCUGUAAUAAAGUGUACGUGUCCAUGCCGGCAUUGGCCAUGCACAUCCUCACUCAUGACCUCAAGCACAAAUGCGACGUGUGCAGCAAAGCUUUCAGCCGGCCGUGGCUCCUUCAAGGUCACAUGCGCUCACACACGGGGGAAAAGCCCUUUGCCUGCGCCCACUGUGGCAAAGCCUUUGCUGACCGUUCAAACCUCCGCGCCCACAUGCAAACACACUCUGCCUUCAAGCACUACAGAUGCAAGCGCUGCAAUAAGAACUUCGCUCUCAAGUCCUACCUGAACAAGCACUAUGAGUCGGCUUGCUUCAAGGGCUCUGCGGACGAAGACGACUCUGGAUCAGAAAUCUAA
Pleuronectes platessa (European plaice) is the source of this 963-nucleotide messenger RNA. RefSeq names its product scratch family zinc finger 2 (gene scrt2). The transcript has 2 exons. Bases 1 to 963 code for a protein of 320 amino acids. Lineage: Eukaryota; Metazoa; Chordata; Actinopteri; Pleuronectiformes; Pleuronectidae. The record is from RefSeq and is a predicted model, not a curated record. Gene Ontology annotation, molecular function: RNA polymerase II cis-regulatory region sequence-specific DNA binding; DNA-binding transcription factor activity, RNA polymerase II-specific. Gene Ontology annotation, biological process: regulation of DNA-templated transcription.